Molecule: messenger RNA, 5467 nt
Organism: Cherax quadricarinatus
Lineage: Eukaryota; Metazoa; Arthropoda; Malacostraca; Decapoda; Parastacidae
Product: probable peptidoglycan muropeptide transporter SLC46
Biological process (GO): transmembrane transport
Cellular component (GO): membrane
Molecular function (GO): transmembrane transporter activity
Source: RefSeq, a predicted model, not a curated record
ACGAGAGAAGUAGCAGUCACCAUCAUUUCAGACACCAAGAAUUUAGCAAGUAUGUCAAAGCCUGGAGAUCCUCCUCAAUAGCCUAUCCAAAUAUCCAGAAAUCUGAACUGCUGGAAGAGAAGGAGUCAAUGGAAGCCUUAAUGCAAUAUACCACUCACUGCAGCAUCUACAGUUUAAUCACUGCUGUGCCAACAACAACCACCACCAGCUUGGAGUGUGAGGUAAUAGUGUGGCGACACACAAAUGUCUUCACACACACCUCGUCAAGAACUCCAUCAACGCUACUUUGACUGCAAUCGUUGUUGUUAGUUUACUACUCAAGAAAUAUUACGAGACAAGAUACUCAUGGCUUCUUACGUUUCAUAAGGAUUUCAUUGCGACACUGUUUGGGUAACUGAGUCGCAAUAUCACUCUUGGCAAAGUUACUGAAUGUGGCAGAGCCCAUAGCUCACUGGGCUAUGAGAUAUCUGGGGGAACAGAAAUGAUAUCAAAACAGGCGUAUGACAUUCUGCUACCAACACGUCACUCUACAGUUAACUGGAUCCAUGCCUUCAAAAGCUUUUGUAGCAAAGUAUCGUUAAACACUAUGCCUACACAAUUACUUUAAUUUCAGAAUUACAUGUUUGUUUACUUGUUUUUAAUAACUAAGACUGUAAACAGAGUACAACUAUACAUUGUGCAGUAUCUGUAAGAUUUCUACUAUUUUUAAAAAGUACUGAAAAUCUUGGUGGUAAUCAAGAAAAUCUGGGCCCUUGUAACACUUACGUUUAACCUAUUAUUUAUUCUAAUAAUUUUUGCCAAGAAUAAGGUAGAAUCGCGCCCAGAGAACUCUUAUUAGGCUUCUGGUUAAUGAACUUCAUGAACAAACUUUUGGUACUUUCUCACAUAUAUUUACUCAAUAUAGCGAGUUUGAUCAACAUUUCCGUGGAAUAGUAUCUGAAUAAAUAUUUUGAGUGAUUAAAGGAUACAAAACACUAAAAUGGAUGAUUACCGAAACAUCCCCACUCCUGAAGAGUAGGGCUGCAGAAACUCCGAAGAGCUACAGAUCAAAACUUGCUGAAACACUAGGUGAAGUAACAGUAGAGCCUGCUAUUUUACUACACUCCAUUGCUUACGCCGCAGACCAGGUGUAUCUAACAAAUAUUAAAAUUGACAAAAUAUGUUUGAAUCAAUUUAAUUAUAGUGCAGAAAUCUGCGAGUCCCUCGACACGGGGAAUUACACGCUACAACAAGACCAAGUGCAACGUGUAGCUGCUGACUACAAUGUAUACUGCCAUUGGGCUGAAUACCUGCCCGCCAUCAUCAGUAUGGUCAUCCUUGGUGCCUGGGGAGACACUAGAGGUCGUCGUCUUCCUGUAGUGCUGCCUUUUAUUGGUAGCUUAUUCUCUUCCCUCUGUGUUUUUGCCAAUGUUUAUUGGUGGACCUUACCGACGCCAUUUAUUAUCUUGGCCUUAAUCCCUCUUGGAGUCGCAGGAGGAAAUUUGGGCUUAAGCAUGAAUACAUGUGCCUAUUUGAGUACCAUGUCCAAAAAACGAUCAAGAACUUUCAGAUUAUCAUCCACUGAGUGGAUUAAAAUGGGUUGCUAUCCAUUAGGCAUAUACGUUUCGAUGCUUCUUUUUGGCUAUGGUGGAUACUUGGCAGUUUUCAGCUUCGAAAUAUUACUGUAUUUUAUAGCUGGAGUGUAUCUAAUAGUGCGCCUGAAGGAGCCCCCAUCCACGAGAGAACAAGGUAGUCAAGCCAAGAUAACCAACAUUGGCCAGGUACUCUCACCCUCAAGAUUAAAGAGGACCUUCACAGUCAUCUGCAGACCCCGCGAAUCCGGAGGCCGAACAACAUUAAUUUUUCAAUCAGUCAUCCUUCUCUUCCUAGUAUUUAUGCUUGGUGCCAAGAACUAUUUUUACCUCUACACCAGAAAGAAAUUUGACUGGAAUUACCAAGAUUAUUCAGACUGGACUGUUGUCGAUUAUUUGGUGAAAGCCAUCGGAGUCCUAUUGGUGGUACCAACACUCAGUUACUACUGUCGUGUUGAGGAUAAUAUGCUGAUCUUCAUCGGCGGCGUGUCGGCCAUGUUUUAUUACGUAAUGUUUGGGACUGCUCCUGUCGCUUGGGUUCUAUAUCUUGCUUCAGCAGUGUCCAUGUGUGUUACCAUUCCUGUAGCAGCUUCAAAAGGUGCCAUCUCUAAGGUUGUAUCCAUGGAUGAACUAGGAUCUAUGUUCUCCCUGCUGGCGGUCACUCAGUGUAUCAUGCUACUGAUCGCCCCGUCACUCUACACAUUCAUCUACAACCUCACACUAGAGUUCUUCCCGGGAACGUUGUUUCUGAUGAUGGCAGGCGUUGCGGCGGAAGUGUGUUGCAUCAGUGUGUGGAUGCUGACUCAUCAUCUGCCCGGGAAAGAGUAGACCGACGGAGUUUACGAAGGGAUGCACUACAGAUAUUCAACCUAUACUCCAAAUCAACGUCCAUAGAUCAAUGGCUAAGAACGUCAAAUAUGUGACUGUUACACUGGAAUGAAAGCGUGAUUAUUUGCCUAUUUUACCCUGUACUCAGUGAGUCCGAUAUCUGUUCUCACUCCAAAAAGUUUCUAUCGCUUUUAUAUUCUUUUGCAGUUACUGACAUUAUGGUGUUAUAAGCGAGUAUUAUUAUUCUGGGGAGCGCUAAACCCGUGGGGAUUAUACAGCGUCUGUGGGGGGUGGGGAGAUGGAAGGUAUUCAGGCUCAGUUCAGGGAACUGGAGCACAGACCCAGUUCCCUAAAUCAAGAGCCCCUCACCAGCAUCAAGGAACCUCCCUUGAGGGGUAUAACCGGUUAAACUUCGCUUAUAGAUGUCAAGUCAAACUUAGCCAAACAAAUAUGUCGAGAAAUUUGCUUAGUCAUACAAGAAAUCAACAGGUUGUAGAAUAUAAGUGAAAUUAUGGAGAAUAUUAUUGCACUUAAAAACUAAAAAGUAAUCUUAUCACAUUUUUAAAAAAUCCUUCAGUGCAUUUUGGUUUUGUGUUUUAUCUGAUUUAUAAAAUAACAUUUACGUAAAUCUGAAUUAACUGUUAAAAGAUGUUCCCAGAGAACGCCAGAACCAUAGAUCAGAUUUCUGUCAUAAUGAAGGAUGGGUUUGGUAAAACACUGCAGUUAUAGUCGUAUUUUAAUUCCUAAAUAAAUAACACAGUUCACAAUACAGCUAUCAUAACGGAUUUCACAAAUUCAAAAUUAAAAAUUUAAUUUUCAUACUGGUUCUAUAUAUUCAUAUAAAAAACGUGAGGAGCCUACAUUAUCACUGAUUCUCACUCUAAAACCCUGACUUAACUGUCAGAUACUUCAGGUUUACAAAUAUAUUUCAGCAUUUUUCACAUAUAUUUUAAAUAGUUUUGUCAUGUUACGCUAUGUAUAAUAAAAAAUAUUAAAAGCAUAUUAAUGUAAAUGAAUUGGUGGAAAAGGCUGAGGGACUGAUUACCUCAACUUUUUUAAUGUCUUCGUAUAUUAUCUCUAUAUUUGGGACAAAUCUUCAUUUCUUUUACUAGGUGAUUUAUUUACAGUCACACUCGUGCAGUUAUUUGUGGAGACAAGUGGCGAGAAAGACAAUUGCAGAGUAACUUCAUUACGACGUUUCGCCUGUAGAUAUGUUUCUUCAUUGAAGAAGUCUGUCCACAGACGAAACGUCUGGGUAAAAUUCCUCUCUCGAACUGUCUUUCUCGUUGAAUAUGACGAAUUAGUGGCCAGUAUCAAUAAUCUUAAUUUCAUAAAACUUUCAUGCAUAUGCAACCGAUUAUUUCAGCUAUGAGCUAUAUAAUAUGUACUGUUUAUAAAGACUGUAUUGUGAUACUGAUGGACUGAAUAAUGAGCUACGAAGUACUCACCUGGAGUCUACCUGAAAGGUAUUCCGGGGAUCAGCGCCCCCGUUUUGAUGCUCAGUCAUGAAAAAAUCAUUUGGGUUGUUGAUUUUUAGACUGAUUAGUGGCUCGCUAAACAAAGAGUCGUAUUGGGAUUUCAGUAUCUCACUCAUUUCUUUGUUGUUAUGUGUGUAAGUCCCAUCUUGUCUGAGCAAGUGCCUGAUACUAGAUGUGGUACAGUACUCUCGAUUAAGUGGUUAUGGAUAUGAUAUAUACAAAUAAAUAUAGGAUUCAAUGCACCACUUUGUGAUGAUAUUGGUCACCGCGUAACGCCCUGCCUUAUAAAAAGUCUAGAUAUAUUCAGAUUCUUUAGUUCAAAUCGCUGCAUUUCCAAAAUAUACAAUAAUCAGAAAACCCAUACCAUACACAGCAUUUUGGGACCUCCGAUAGUCUAAUAAUAUAUAACCAAGUUCAUUAAAUGUUAUCGAAUUAGAUACACUUGAAGACAAACAAAUGCAUGUAGCACACACUGACUUCAAAAUCCUUUUGGGUAACUGCAGAGUGCGUGCCAAACGGUCUGCCAAAGACGGUCUGCAGAUGGAUAUUUAACUUUCUAUCAAAUAGAACUCCAAGAGUAAUAGUAAAUCGAGUGAAAUCAGAGGCUGCUGCCGUGAAAAUGUACAACGAACCCUCAUAGUUCAUUUAAACUCAGUCAGGCACCUAAAAUACUGGGAGCUCUUGUCAUAAAAAUACCCAGAGGAAAUAACAAGAGUACUAACAAUGAAAGUAAUCUUGUAGUAAAUUGGUAAAUAAUAAACUAUAACUGCUUUAGGAAAAAACACAAAUUAUACUAUUUGGCUCAUAAGGUAAAAAAAAAAUAUAAUGUAUUGUAUAACGAGUAAGUCAUCACAAUAGCACACAGUGAAAUAUCUGUGAAUAUCCGUAGAGACGUGCAUGCCAGUUGCAGUGAUAGUAAAUAAUGUAGUAAAUAAAGCAAAUGCCAGAUAAAAAUUCAUUAUAGGCAGGUACGGUGCUUGCGUGUUGGAACACGCAAGCACCGUUUUAUGUAAUACGCUGCCCUAACAAAAAAGCUGAAAAAAUUAAAAAUUACCCAAAAUAAGAUGAGAUUGUUUCCUGGACCUGAGUCCAAGAAAACAUUUAGGCUUGUAUGAAUUAUAAAAACUGGAAAAGUUAUUAAAAUUUCAAGACAGAAAUGCAGCUGAGACUCAACCAUAUAUACAUAAUUGCUGACAACCAGUGUUCAGAAUACUUUGCUGUAAAUUUUAUAAAGGUAAAGAAUCAAAACCAGUAUGUUUUUCACAAAAGAAAAAUAAAUUUUGUAGCGUCCACAGUAGGUGGCCAGGCCUUCAACACAGUGAUAAGGGAAUGAAUGGGUUACCUAACCAUCUUAAUUACCGUAAUUAAGGCCACCUAUACAAUAAAAUAAUUUAAGAAUAGAACCAAAGCACAUUUAGCGAAUUAAGCUGCAGAAAGGUAAGUUUUUUAUUUAUUGUAAUGUUACAAUAUGCAUAAUUUCGUUUUGAUAAAUAUAUUUUUUGUGUUGACUUAUUGUUAGUAAUAUCAUUAAAUGUGGACAUUAAGAUGACGUGUAUUAAUGCGUUUAUGUAAAAAUAAAGUUAUAAAUUU